Messenger RNA from Microplitis mediator, 1710 nucleotides. RefSeq lists its product as uncharacterized. The record is from RefSeq and is a predicted model, not a curated record. The transcript is spliced from 5 exons. NCBI's taxonomy places the organism in Eukaryota, Metazoa, Arthropoda, Insecta, Hymenoptera, Braconidae. Bases 730 to 1710 code for a protein of 326 amino acids.
UAAAAAAAAAGAUAAAAAAUUAAAUACUGAAUGAAAAAAAAAACAACAAUAAUCUACAUUAUUAUUAUAUAUUUUAAUAGUCAGCCGAUGUUAUAUAGAGAUAAAAAUAUACGUAUACAUACAGAUUCAUCGAUUAUAUUAGCAAUGUAAAUGGUAAUGAGUAAUAACUUAUGAGUUAUGGGAAAUUAUGCUGUCAGUAAUGAUUUUAAAUAAAGAAUAAUAAUAAAAAUAUUUAGACUUAUGUCAUAAUAGCAAGUGUGUUUGUACAUCGUUUUUUUUUUUUUAUAGUUAGUCAAUUACAUACUUAACGUGUGGCUUGUUCCGGCGACGAGCUGUGAACGCAUUUUAACUUUCGAGGAUGACUCAACCUGAGUAUACCAAGUAGAGAGAAAGUAUCUCGAUAAAUAUAUACGAGUUAAGACAAGUAAAGAGCAAGUAGUAGUUGUUACUGUUGUUGUUGUUGUUGUUGGUUUGAUUGCAAGACGAGUUUGUGUUUUGUGGGCUGAUAUGGUGAGCUGGUGCUGGUGCUGGUUCGGUUAUGGUGCGCGGUCUUUUAUCCCGGCACCUGGAGAACGCACCGCAAAAUUACCGGGGUUUUAUCAAGUGUAGCAACGGUGACGCUGACGGUGAUCGAUCUGCCGUGAAAGCGAUUCAUAAGUUGUAAUAUUAUCUCGGCGAAAAUUAACAAUAAUAAAAUAAUAUUAAAAGCUUUGACGAGCUUUUGUAACAAUGCGUCACGGUAAUAGCAAUAACAGCAACGGGUACCUGGUGCACAAUGGCGGUGAUGCGCAACGUAGUUACUCAACUGAUGGUGAGGAGAGUCAUCGUGCUACCUCCGUGCGAACUUCAUCAGAAUAUCCUAUCGCCCACAAGCCCAGCUCUGUGAUUAAAAUCGUGGUACCUUCACAACAAAAAAGUCGCAGGUCGACAAAUGAAAGAGACAACGAUAAACGGGUACAUAUAUCACGAAAUGGACGUACUGGUUCUGAUUUAUCGAGAGACUCACCGCCAAAUAAUAAUCAUAAUAAUAGCAAUAAUAAUAAUAAUAAUAAUAGUAGUAGUAGCAAUAAUAAUAAUAAUAAUCGACAUAAUCAGUCAAACAAUGGUUCAGAAACAAAUAUACCAAUUUUUAUUACCAACAGUAAUUAUCGUACGACAUCAGAUAUUAGCCGCGGAUCACGUCACAGUCCGGUGCCCAGUUCAAGAAUAGAUGACAGGGCGCCCAGUCAUUACAGCUGUGGAUCUGGGAGAUCUGGUGGAUCAACCGUAAAGACUAAAACCUCCCGGCAUGGUGGUAUUAUUAUUGAAACAAUGUCCACUCCCAAUCCUUUUUGUCCCAACACUAAGGGAAUGUGUUGUCUCAUGUUGCUCAUAAACCUCGGUCUUAUCCUUGUCACACUCGGCUUCGUCAUAGUUAUUCAAAUAUUCCAGCCAGUUAUUGUCUGGGUCUUAGGCAUAGUCUUCCUCAUAUUUGGAUUCUUAACACUCAUAGGAAGUUUGAUAUACUGCGUACAUGUAUUUAGAAAUGCCAAACAUCCUGGUGAUAUAAACCCUGAAGAUUUUUAUUGGACACGCUACUGGCAAGGCCAUGUUGGCUCAGCACCAGAGAUUCACUACAAGGCUGAAGAAAAAUAUCCAGAUGACGGUGGUAGCGAUCGUUAUAGCAAAUACUCGGCUAAUUAUUCAGAUCGCCGCAGUCAUCGAUAUUAA